GCGUCGUCCCCGCCGUCCCCGCCGUCCCCGCCGCGGGCUUGGCGAGUCUCCGGACGCCACGCUCGGCGGGAGUGGAGCCGCCUCUCCGCCGGGCCGGUGCGAGCCGGUGAGCGGCCUCCAGGGCGUCCCUCCCGCCUGGGUCCCCGCUGGCGCAGUCGCAGACCCCCCGCGUGGGGCUCCGGAUCCCUUCCCGCCGGUGGCGGGCUCAGUGGGGGUGAGGAUCCGGAAAAGUCUUCCUGUCCCAGUCCUGGGUUGCCCCACCCCGAGGCUGGCUUUCCGAGCCUGGGGUGACUGAGCUCUGAGGGGGGCUCCCCAGAGGGUCUCCUUGUCCUCCACAGCCUGGGGUUGAGGGGCCGGGAGCCGCCUGGGCGCCCCAGAAGUCCUACCCAGAGGAGAUGGGUCCUGGGAAAGGCGGGAAAGCAGAGUAGAAACCAGCGGGGAGGGGACCAGGGUGAGAGGUCAUGGAGUCCCUGUUGGGUAGCCCAUCCCCCUUCCUGGCUGUGCUCUGUCGGCCCCUGCCCCUGCGGGGAAUGUGGGGGAGGCACGAUUGGGGACAAGAGAAAGGAGGAGGGUGACUUGCCCCAGCUCAUCCACCUCUGGAGCCGCGUCUCCCCUCCCCCUCCUGGCCAGCCACAGGAGUCAGCCCCACAGCAGGGCUGACUCCUUCUGCUGCCCACUGUGUCCUGGGCUCCAGGCUGGGGAGCCUCCUUGAUACAGGAUCUGGGGAUGGAGCAGUCCCCAAGGCCUGCCUGGGGCUGCCCACCCUUAGGCAGCUUCCAGGGCUAGAGGUUGGUUCCUGGGUUUCUUCUGCCAUGGCAGAAGAGCAAGGAAGAGGGAGAGGAGGCCACCCCUCCACGCUGGACACCAGCCCCCUAACCCCAAAACCCCACAUGAGAGCAUCGGCUCACCCCUGUGACCAAGCCUGCAAGCUCCAAGGGUCAGGGAAAGGAUUCUGGGGGCCUAUUGAGGCCCCUGUUAUCAGACAGGGAGCACUAAAAGCAUAGACUGGGGGCUGUGUGAGAUGGGAGAAGGACCAGAACCAUCAUCUAAACUUUUGCCCUGGCUACAAACCAACUUCAUGCCACCUGGCCAUGAAGUUGGUCUCACUGGGCCUGGAGGUCUCUGAGAGCUGAGGUUGGCAGCUUCUGUGGCCCAGCAUCAUCCCUAGUCCCAGGAAGUGAGACAGAAGUGUCUUGGCCCUGUCUCCCUCCUGGCCCCCACACACACCAGGCAGUGACUCUCGGUUCCCAGUACAAAGAAAAGACCACCUCCCUACCCGGGCAGAGGCGAAGCCAGAGCCCCAGCCCCAUCUCUUUGUCCUGCUGAGUCUUCUGGAAUGGACCUGCCUGCCAGGAAGCCAGAUCACCCCUGGUCCUGGGCUCGUCUGCUCCUUGGAGAACACAGGCGGCAGUCACAGUGGCGGUGAGGCUGUGGUGGGUAGCUCAGGAUGCCCCAGGCCCUGGAGCAGGCAGACGGCGGCUGGGCCUGGGUGGUUCUGCUGGCCACGCUGGUGAGCCAGGGCCUCACCCUGGGCUUCCCCACUUGCAUUGGCGUCUUCUUCACGGAACUGCAGCAUGACUUCCAGGCCAGCAACAGCGAGACCUCCUGGUUCCCUUCCGUGCAGUUAGCUGUGCUCCACGCUGGCGGCCUGGGUAUGUGCUUCAGCUUCCAGUCCGGCAUAACAGUGCUGGGACUCUACUUCAUCCGCCGGCGGGCGCUGGCCAAUGCACUGGCCUCAGCAGGCGUCUCCCUCGGCAUCACACUCUGGCCGCUGCUGUCGCUCUACCUGCUCGAGGACCUGGGCUGGAGGGGAGCCUUCCUUGUCUUCGGCGGGGUCCUUCUCCACUGCUGCGUCUGUGGGGCCAUCCUGAGGCCUGUGGCCACUGACAGGGCCCUUGAGACCAGAGAAGUUCCCCUUCUACCUCCCAAGACGUCUGCCCUGGGCUGUCUGGCAGUAUGUGGCCGGACCAUCCAGCACCACCUGGCCUUCGACAUCCUGCGGCACAACGUGCGCUACUGCGUCUUCACGCUGGGGAUGACGUGGAUGAUCAUGGGCUUCCCGCUGCCACAUGUCUUCCUGGUGCCAUACGCCACGUGGCAUGGUGUGGACGAGCAGCGGGCAGCCCUGCUCAUCUCCAUCAUUGGCCUUAGCAACAUCUUCCUGCGGCCCAUGGCCGGGCUGGUGGCAAACCAGCGGGCCUUUGCCAAGCACCGCAAGUACCUGUUCUGCCUGGCAAUCCUGCUCAAUGGGCUCACCAACCUGGUGUGCGCAGUGUCAGCCGACUUCCGGGUGCUGGUGGGCUACUGCCUGGUGUACAGCGUGUCCAUGAGCGGCAUUGGUGCCCUCAUGUUCCAGGUCCUCAUGGACCUUGUCCCCAUGGAUCGAUUCCCCAGCGCUCUGGGCCUCCUCACCACCCUGGAAGCCAUCACUAUCCUCAUCUCCCCGCCACUGGCUGGGUUCCUCCUGGACACCACCAACAACUUCAGCUACAUUUUCUACUUGUCAAGCUUCCUCCUCAUUUCAGCUGCCCUCUUCAUGGGUGGCAGCUUCUACUGCCUGCAGAAGAAGGAGCAGCAAGGCAGGCAGGCUAAGGAGGAAGGAGCCAGAGUGGAGGCUGCCCCAGAGUGGGGUCAUACCUUGGAAGGCAAAGACGGUCCGGAGAAGCAGCUAUGCCCUGAGAUUAUGUAUGUGACCAGCGUCUGAGCCCGGGGGUCAGUGAGUGACCAUAGUCUCAGCCCAGGAAUGGGACCUCCAGCUGCUUCACCAGGGGCUGGGGUGAAAGGUGGCCCAGGAAGCCUGGAUCUAAGGCUGUCCACAUUCCACAAGCUGGGACUCAGCUAGGAGCUGGGACCAUGGAGGUGGCCUCUAAACAUUCAGGAUUCCUUCCAGCCAGCAGAAUCCAGAACCAGCCCUCUUGACUAUUCUCGGACAGCAGGGGGACCUGGGUCUCCCAUGGCCAGCUCAGUUCAGCUGGCUGCUCAUUGCUGCUCCUACAACUCCACACUACACAUUCCAGCGCAGCUAGGAUGCCUCUGACAUCAUUCCUCUUUGUCCUUCUCUGGCCUCCAGACAGUUCUGAAGAGCUCAGCUUCCUCCAGGGCCUUCUUGUCCCCCUCUUCCCAAGUGACCCAGCCCUUAUCUUUAAGGCAGCCAAGGCUGUUGGUGUGGCUGCCCCACGCAGGUCACUGGGCCUCACGCUGACUGUGAGAGGUGGUGGUGGAGGGCCAGGCUGAGGGGUUGGCUUGGUUGCAGGAUUGGGGCAGAUUCAAGGUUGAGUGGAGUGCCCAUCCUGGCACUUGCACAGAGGACAGGAGGGGAGCCCCUGGCUUGGGUCCUAGAAUCGGUGAAGUAUGAAGGGUCCUCUGCAGUCUCAGCAGGGCCUGCUCAGGGGCUUCCUCCCUCUGCCUCUUUGGAAGGCAAAAGACAGUCCCAAGAAGCAGCUGUGCCCUGAGAUCAUGUAUGUGACCAGUGUCUGAGCCCAGAGGUCAGUGAGUGACCACUGUCUCAGCCCAGGAAUGGGACCUCCAGCUGCUUCACCAGGGGCUGGGGUGAAGGGUGGCCCAGGAAGCCUGGAUUUUAGGCUGUCCAGGUUCUACGAGUUGGGACUCAGCUAGGAGCUGGGACCAUAGAGGCAGCCUCUAAACACUCAGGGUUCCUCCAGCCAGCAGAAUCCAGGAGCAGCCCUCCAGACUGUUCUCAGACACGAAGGUACCCUGGAACCUUGGUGGGGAAGGUUAAUGCUGGGGUUGGGGGAAGCCAGACAUUUGACUGACCAGGGCAGGAAGGCUUGGUAGGCAGCCUGAAGACUGCUGUGAAAUGAGGCUGCUUCUGCAGCAGAAGCCUCUCUGCUCCCACUCCUGUCCUCUUGAGGCCCCCAUCUCCCCGCCCUGUUAGAGGUGUCAGCCCUGGUGUAAGCUGCAGGCUGGGCCAGCUGCCAGUCCAGCCUGCUUCCUGUCGGCCUGAGCCUGGGGCCUGGAGGUCAGAGCUCCCCCAAUACAGGUCAUCACCCAGGGACUGGCUGUCAUCAGCCUAGGCCUGUCCCAGCAGGGUACCAAGGGAAUGGGAAAACAGAGUGUGUUUGAAUUAAACACAAAAAUGUUCCUUGCAGCAGGUCAUAAACUCUGUGAACUAAUAAAGCUGGGAAACAGGC
This is a messenger RNA of Lemur catta (Ring-tailed lemur), 4151 nucleotides long. It is a transcript of the gene SLC16A5, whose product is annotated as solute carrier family 16 member 5. Gene Ontology annotation, molecular function: monocarboxylic acid transmembrane transporter activity. NCBI's taxonomy places the organism in Eukaryota, Metazoa, Chordata, Mammalia, Primates, Lemuridae. Bases 1448 to 2704 code for a protein of 418 amino acids. The record is from RefSeq and is a predicted model, not a curated record. Gene Ontology annotation, biological process: monocarboxylic acid transport; transmembrane transport. Gene Ontology annotation, cellular component: membrane. The transcript has 4 exons.